AUGACCAUUGAGAGUAAAAUGAUAUACCUCUUGUGCAUGUAAUUGGUCAGCCAUGAUGCCAGUGGUACACCAAAUACAUAUAAAGUUGAUGAUGAUAAAAAGAAGAGUCCAAUUAAUAUAAUGCCAACAAAUACUAUACCACUAAAGAAUACAAAUGUUCCUACAUAGCCGACAAAAUCAUAUAAGAAGCUAGCGAUUGCUGGACCAAUAAUAGCCCCUACUCCAACAGCCAAUUCAACAUAACCAAUAUAGGUAUCCUUAUCAUGA
Stylonychia lemnae is the source of this 267-nucleotide messenger RNA. Lineage: Eukaryota; Ciliophora; Spirotrichea; Sporadotrichida; Oxytrichidae. The record is from the annotation of a GenBank genome assembly.